Molecule: messenger RNA, 1785 nt
Organism: Mesitornis unicolor (brown roatelo)
Lineage: Eukaryota; Metazoa; Chordata; Aves; Mesitornithiformes; Mesitornithidae
Gene: SYAP1
Product: synapse associated protein 1
Exons: 8
Cellular component (GO): cytoplasm; synapse
Source: RefSeq, a predicted model, not a curated record
GUUACCUCUUCAAUUUUGCCACUGCUGCUACAAAAAAGAUAUCUGAAUCUGUUGCUGAAACAGCACAUACGAUAAAGAAGUCUGUAGAAGAAGGAAAAAUUGACAGCAUCAUUGAUAAGACAAUUAUUGGAGAUUUUCAGAAGGAACAGAAAAAAUUUGUCCAAGAGCAGCAAACAAAAAAAUCAGAAGCAGCAGUGCCUCCCUGGGUAGACAGCAAUGAAGAGGAGACAAUUCAGCAACAAAUCCUGGCCUUAUCAGCAGAUAGACGAAAUUUUCUGCGGGAUCCUCCAGCAGGUGUGCAGUUUAAUUUUGACUUUGAUCAAAUGUACCCCGUUGCACUGGUGAUGUUACAAGAAGAUGAACUUCUCAAUAGGAUGAGGUUUGAUCUUGUUCCCAAACACGUAAAGGAGGAAGUUUUCUGGAGAAAUUAUUUCUACAGGGUGUCCCUAAUUAAACAGUCUGCACAACUCACAGCACUUGCAGCUCAACAGCAAGCAGUAGGAAAAGAAGAGAGCAAAGUCAGAGAAGAGGAUAGUCAACUGAAAGAAACAGUGCGGCCAAAAACACCACCUGUUACAAUAAAUCCUCAAUUAAAAUCUCAAGAGGAUGAGGAAGAGAUUUCCACAAGUCCAGGUGUAUCAGAAUUUGUGAGUGAUGCUUUUGAUGCCUGUAAUCUGAAUCAGGAAGACCUAAGAAAAGAAAUGGAACAACUGGUGCUAGACAAAAAGAAAGACGAGACUUCAGUAGCAGAAGAAGAAACUGCUGAUUGGGAAAAGGAAUUACAGCAAGAGCUUCAGGAGUAUGAAGUGGUGACGGAAUCGGAAAAGCGUGAUGAAAACUGGGAUAAAGAAAUAGAAGAAAUGCUGCAAGAAGAAAAUUAAGCAUUUUCACAAAAUCGCUAUAACUCUAAGCAUUUUUGAGGACUGAAAUGGAUUUCUGCUUUCAUAUUUUGCUUACAAAGGAUCUUCAAAAGACAUAAAAGACUCUAAAAUCGUUAUAAUUCCAUAUGGGAAUACAACCAUUAUUUCUGUUCUUUAUAUGAGCAGUUUCUGAACUUCUGCAUUCUUCAAAAGAAAAACAAAGAAGAGGAGACAGACACUGCAGGUUAUAUGUCAUAAUUAACAGUGAUAAUUAUUACAUGAAGCAGCAGUUUAGUUUGAGGCUUUUUAGGUGGUCAAGAAGCUCUGCAAAGAGAUUUCUAAAUCUAAGAAUCUCAGUUUGUCUACAGCCUUCUGUUUGGGAUGUAAAAGUGGAUGUUGUAAGUAACUUAGUCCUUGAAAAUCACUCUUUCAUCAUAUUUGCCCUCUGAUCCCUGUAUAAUCUGUAAAUGUGUACUAUUUUAAAGUACUUCUAGCUCAUAGCUUUGAUGUGUAUUUAACUUCCUUAAUUUAUGUAGCCAAAGAAUUUAUAGAAAACCCUAUCGAAGAACUUCCAGUAAUUUGUUAUAAAAAAAUACUAAUUCAGACUCCAAAAGAAGUACUGAUUAAUUACUGAUUGAAUAUCAUUACCUGGCAAACAUUUAAGCGUUUAAAUAAGAACAGAGUUAUUAACUGCUUGAAUUAAACUGCUGUUUUUGCUCAGUCAUCGUAUUAAGAUACUGUCUUUCCCCACAGAGAUAAACAGUUUAAUGCAUUCGUUCUUCAAAAGGUUGUUAUGUUUCCAUUUAAUUUUGCUGUCUGAGUGAGAGCAAUUUCAAUGUUUCUCUUUAUUUUAAGUGCUGAAACAUUUAUGUAAAAACUUUGGCUGGUUUGGACAUCUUUAUUAAAUACUGUAGAUAUGUAUAAA